Messenger RNA from Bubalus bubalis (water buffalo), 3671 nucleotides. It is a transcript of the gene CORO2B, whose product is annotated as coronin 2B. The record is from RefSeq and is a predicted model, not a curated record. NCBI's taxonomy places the organism in Eukaryota, Metazoa, Chordata, Mammalia, Artiodactyla, Bovidae. Gene Ontology annotation, biological process: actin filament organization. Gene Ontology annotation, molecular function: actin filament binding. The transcript has 12 exons. Bases 410 to 1837 code for a protein of 475 amino acids.
CCUGGGAUCCUCUUGCCCAGAGAUGAAACCCUCAUUCCUGUGCUAGGUGAAGUCCAAACCACUGGACCACCGGGGAAGUCCCUCACGAGGACGUUUUCUGAGACAACUGACUUGGUGUGUUUAAAAAGUCACUGUCACUUUAAAUUAAAAAAAAAAAAAGUAAUGGGAGUGUUCUAGAUUUAAAGGAGGCAAAAGAGAGAUCACAACCAAAUGAAAUACAUGGGAACAACGCAGUUCCCAAUCCUGGUUCAAAAUAUGGAAUAGCUGUAAAAGGCAUUUCUUUGGUUUUUAAGGCCAUACAGCAUGGCAUGUGGGAUCUUAGUUUCCUGACCAGGGGUCAAACUCUUGCCUCCUGCAGUGCGAGCAUGGACUCUUAACCACUGGACCACUGGGGAAGUCCCUGUAAAAGAUGUCCUGGCGUCCGCAGUACCGCAGCUCCAAGUUCCGGAACGUCUAUGGGAAGGUGGCCAACCGGGAGCACUGCUUUGACGGCAUCCCCAUCACCAAGAAUGUGCAUGAUAACCAUUUCUGUGCUGUCAACGCCCGCUUCCUGGCCAUUGUCACCGAGAGCGCGGGGGGUGGCUCCUUCCUCGUCAUCCCCCUGGAACAGACGGGCAGGAUCGAACCCAACUACCCCAAGGUCUGCGGUCACCAGGGCAAUGUGCUGGACAUCAAGUGGAACCCCUUCAUCGACAACAUCAUUGCCUCGUGCUCAGAGGACACGUCGGUGCGGAUCUGGGAGAUCCCCGAGGGUGGGCUGAAGCGGAACAUGACGGAGGCUCUCCUGGAGUUGCACGGGCACAGCCGGCGUGUGGGACUGGUCGAGUGGCACCCCACCACCAACAACAUCCUCUUCAGUGCUGGCUACGAUUACAAGGUCCUCAUCUGGAACCUGGACGUGGGUGAGCCGGUGAAGAUGAUAGACUGCCACUCGGACGUGAUCCUCUGCAUGUCCUUCAACACUGACGGCAGCCUGCUCACCACCACGUGCAAGGACAAGAAACUGCGCGUGAUUGAGCCACGCUCUGGCCGCGUCCUGCAGGAGGCGAACUGCAAAAACCACAGAGUGAACCGGGUGGUCUUCCUGGGGAACAUGAAGCGGCUUCUCACCACGGGGGUCUCCAGGUGGAACACGAGACAGAUCGCCCUCUGGGACCAGGAGGACCUGUCCAUGCCCCUGAUUGAGGAGGAAAUUGAUGGGCUCUCUGGCCUUCUGUUCCCCUUCUACGACGCUGACACCCACAUGCUCUACCUGGCUGGAAAGGGUGAUGGGAACAUCCGGUACUACGAGAUCAGCACGGAGAAACCCUACCUGAGUUACCUCAUGGAGUUCCGCUCCCCGGCCCCGCAGAAAGGUCUUGGGGUCAUGCCCAAGCAUGGACUGGACGUGUCUGCCUGCGAGGUGUUCCGGUUCUACAAGCUGGUGACUCUCAAGGGCCUCAUAGAGCCCAUCUCCAUGAUCGUGCCCCGGAGGUCGGAUUCCUACCAGGAAGACAUUUACCCCAUGACGCCGGGCACGGAGCCAGCUCUGACCCCUGAUGAGUGGCUGGGAGGCAUCAACCGAGAUCCUGUGCUGAUGUCUUUGAAAGAAGGCUAUAAGAAGUCCCCAAAAAUGGUGUUCAAGGCUCCCAUCAAAGAAAAGAAGAGUGUGGUGGUCAACGGAAUAGAUUUACUAGAAAAUGUCCCACCCAGGACAGAGAAUGAGCUCCUCCGAAUGUUCUUCCGGCAGCAGGAUGAGAUUCGGAGAUUGAAAGAGGAGCUGGCCCAGAAAGACAUCCGGAUUCGGCAGCUUCAGCUGGAACUGAAAAACUUGCGCAAUAGCCCCAAGAACUGUUAGCUCCCCGGCUGGGCUGCUUUCUAAGCCGAUCUCUCCGUUGUUUCUACUCGUCCCUUAACUUCCCCUUCUCCGGUGACCCCAGAGAGAGCGCCAGGACUGGAGCUGGGGGAGAGCCUGAGGACCCCCCACCUGCCACCUCAAGAGCUGGAAGCUGACCUUUGACCUCUUGACCUCAUGCUAAUAGGAGUCCCCAGCCUCUCCCAGAGUCCAGGCUGGCAGCCCCUUUCCCUGACACCCCCGGAGCCUCGGCUUCCCCUCGGCUGAGCAAAGGCCGUGAACUCCCCCCGACGAGUGCCCUCUGUGGACCAAGGAGCGCAGGGGGAAGCCAGAACCCCAGUAGACUUAGAGGUUGAACUUGUCCCCGGCAGAGGGGACUGCCGGGACAUCUCCGCGCUCCCUGCUGGGGCUCAUGGUGGCCCUGAUGGACGCGCAGUAAGGGCUGGAUUGCAGGCAUCCGCGGUCUCCCUCCCCUCCCUCACCUCCCUCGCCCUGGGCAGUCCCAGAAGCCCUUUCGCCUGACCAGGGUUGCAAGCAGCCCAGCUCCUUCCUGUCUCUUGCCCCCUCUCUCUUAUCUUCAGGGAAUUAAGAGGAUCCUUCACCAAGGCCAUAAUGACCCCUUGCCCUCCCCUGAUGCUCUUCAAAGCUCUGGCAACACCCUUUUCCCGUUCACUUUGUGAGGCAGUCGGGGUAGGGAAUAGUGUCCCCAUUUUACAGAUGACAGAACUGAGGGUUGCUUUGGGGAAGUGACAUCACUGAGUCACCCAGCAGGUGAACAGUGGACCUAGGACCAGUGGUGUGCAGACUGCAGGCCCGAGCGCUUCCCACUGCAUCAAGAUGCCAGUCCUACAGGGGCAUCACCAGGGCCCAAGUCUCGGUGGAGCAGAAGGGGGACCGGGUGCCCCCCAACACCAGUAGUGCCGAUGUGCCACGCCCCUCCCCCACACUCAGUAUCCCUUCGACCUCCUGGCCCCCAGCCUUUGCCCUCACCCCCCAGGUGACUCACUCCGAGAUGAGGCCUCUUCCUCCCGGAGGUUGAGGCCGAGGAGGGUGGAGCUGGCCCUGGGAAGGCCGAGCAGUGGCCUGCCGGCCCCGAGGGCUGCUCUGCGUGCGUGUCCCUCCUCCCGCUCUCAGCCACGGUCAGCCUUACGCUUGUAGAACGACUGCAGCCGCUAACUUUGGUGUAGCACUUUAAGGUUUACACAGCCCUUCGACAUAUAGGAUCCCCUUUGAGCCUCAUCUCAGCUCCCAGAGGCAGGGAGCGUUCUCCCCACUUUGCAGAUGAAAACACUGAGAAGCAGGUCAAGGCCACAGGACCCUGGGAGAUGCCACGCUUCACUUGGUCUUCUACCAUUUUCUUUUUUUCCUCCUUUUCUCCCUUCAUUUCUCAUUACUCACAGAGUGUAUGAACACUGUUCUCAGAAAAGUCACAGUUUGAGGGGGGAGAUCUGGUCUGGGGAUCAAGAAAUGGGUGUCUACACCUCUCUCUCAUUAGCUAGAACCUCUAGACACAUUGUGCUCUGCACCUGCUUGUCCCACGGCCACCCUGCAGAACUACCAUCCAGAGGGGCGGGGCUCCCUAAGCCCCUACGAGUGACCUGGGCAGGGAGAGCCCCCCCAAACCCUCAGGCUUUUCCUCCAAGAGCCUUCCACGCUCACGGCCAGCUAAAGCAGGGUCUCCUCACCCCCCAGACCCUGCUGCUAGACUGCGUCAGCUCACAUCUCCUCCUCCCCACACUUCUGAAGCUUUUUUUCUUCCCCACUGACCUUUGUGGUCUUCUGUGAUUAUUUAUGCUGCCUCCCAAGGAUAGAACUGAAAUAAAAUGUUUUCAAGUUA